AAUGAACUGGUGCAACCUCUUCAUCAAUCAUAGUAAUGGCAUACAUAACAGACAUUGAAAAUGAUAACCUUUAAUAAAGAAGAUCAAAUUUGUGUAAAGUGGUUGCCCUCCUUUUGACUGUAAUAUAUCUCUCAAUCAGGAAAAAGAAAACCCAGUUGGGAAAAAAAUUAUUUAUUUAACCAAAACCUACAUAUAUGAUAUAUCAUCAAAAGCCUUAGAUUGGUUGGUUUCUUGGUUAUUUAUCACAUAACAAAUUUAACGCACCAUCCAGGCCACCACACCGCAACCACCAGAAAACUCACCAAAAAACCAUGGAAGAAAAAGAGGAGACGAAGAAGCAGAAUAAGAAGCAAAAGCACCAACACCCUAAUGAUCAAACCACUAAACCGGCAUCUGAUUUUUCUUUCAGGCCUAGCUCAGAAGUGAAGGGUCUUCGUUUUGGAGGCCAAUUCAUAGUAAAAUCUUUCACCAUCCGGCGAGCAAGGCCACUUGAGCUUCUAAAAGUUCUCUCUUAUCCACCAACAAAUCGAAACAACAGCAACAGCAAAAUCCCUUUCCCCUCAACAAUAGCUUUCUUGCCUACAAACUUCACUAUCUUAGCCCAUCAAGCUUGGCAUACUCUAACACUUGGUCUUGGCACCAAGAAAUCCAAAAUACUAGUGUUUGUUUUUGAAUCUGAGUCUAUGAAGUUGGCUGUAGACAGAAUAUGGCCACAAGAGGUACCUCUUGGAGAAGUGAACAAGAAGCUUAUUAGAGGCCUAACUGGGUCUGAAAUGGCAAGGUUUAAGUUCAGAAAAGGAUGCAUCACCUUCUAUGUAUAUGCAGUGCGACGGAUAGGAAACAUGAGGUUUUCUUGUGCAGAUGAUUUAAGAACAAUAUUACAGUCUGUGGUUUCUCUAAAUGAUUUCUUGGAUCACACUACUAUGCUUGCCAUGCCUCACCAGAGAAGCAUCAACUAUCAAGCUCCAGUUGCCAUGGCUCACUAGUCAAUUUUUCUUCCUCUAAUAUUCAUCAUCAGCAUCUUCUUAACAUCAUGAUCAUCAGGGUCAUCUUCUCUUCUUGAUCUUUUAGGUCUUUAAUUUCUUUUGGUUGAUUUUUUUUUCCUUGUUAAACAUUUUUUUAGAGAUGAGUUGGGGGGAUUGAUUUAUUUGUUGGGGAUCUUUUGCAUGGGUUUUUCUUUUUUUCUUUUUUUUUUUCAAAUUUUUAAAAAUUUGUACUUUAAUAUGAAUAAAUUGGACUUUAUUUCACAG
This is a messenger RNA of Hevea brasiliensis (rubber tree), 1250 nucleotides long. RefSeq lists its product as uncharacterized. The record is from RefSeq and is a predicted model, not a curated record. NCBI's taxonomy places the organism in Eukaryota, Viridiplantae, Streptophyta, Magnoliopsida, Malpighiales, Euphorbiaceae. The coding region runs from base 312 to 986 and encodes 224 amino acids. The transcript has a single exon.